AUGGUGGUAAGGGAGGACGAGUUUGAUUCGGACAUGACCACGACGUUGGCCGUGUGUCUGUGUCAGAUACUUAUAUCUCAGUUUAACAACAAUAUUUUCCCCGCAGAAAUUGACGAGGAGUCUCUGGAAGAAUCAAUAGGUACCCCACUGUUUGUCAUGCUAAGGUUUUUAAGUUCAACACCAGAGAAUUCCCCGUCUCGGAUACCGUUGUUACAGUUGCUAGGGGAAAUGUACAUGAAGCAGCCACGGAUAGGAUAUCAUUUACUGUAUUUUCUUAAAGUCGGGUAA
Ruditapes philippinarum (Manila clam) is the source of this 288-nucleotide messenger RNA. RefSeq names its product integrator complex subunit 3-like. The transcript is spliced from 3 exons. Lineage: Eukaryota; Metazoa; Mollusca; Bivalvia; Venerida; Veneridae. The record is from RefSeq and is a predicted model, not a curated record. The coding region runs from base 1 to 288 and encodes 95 amino acids.